Molecule: messenger RNA, 273 nt
Organism: Opisthorchis viverrini
Lineage: Eukaryota; Metazoa; Platyhelminthes; Trematoda; Opisthorchiida; Opisthorchiidae
Exons: 1
Coding region: 1-273 (90 amino acids)
Source: RefSeq, a predicted model, not a curated record
AUGGAUCAGGACGGUGCACGAUGUAACUUGGAAGCGAAGAGCAUUGGUGAUAUUAAGCACUUGAUGUUAAGUGCAAACCUGAGGGGCUUUGACUUGCCGUACUUUCUCCGGUUGGACGAUCGUGUGGGGCCAGAGAAAUUCACACCCCGGGCUCAACAUCACGAGAGCGAGUUUGAGACGACAAAGGCCAAUGUCACUCCUGCUCAUGUGGACAGUGCGGGCGUCGGUCUCAUCCUUUGGAACCUGCAGAGAGGGUUGAACACCUUUGUGUAG